AGUAAAUGUUUUGCUUUUAUUUUAGGUGUACUUGAAGGCACCUAUGAUUCUCAAUGGUGUCUGUGUAAUCUGGAAAGGCUGGAUAGAUCUACAGAGACUGGAUGGUAUGGGCUGCCUGGAAUUUGAUGAAGAGAGAGCACAGCAGGAGGAUGCAUUGGCACAACAAGCAUUUGAAGAAGCUCGAAGAAGAACCCGUGAAUUCGAAGACAGAGACAGGUCUCAUCGGGAGGAAAUGGAGGUGAGGGUUUCACAGCUGCUGUCAGUAACUGGCAAGAAGACAACAAGACCCUAGUCCUGGAUCCAACCUAGGAAGUGGCGACGAUCUCAAACUACGUUAAUCAGCAUCAGCAGUGCCAUGGGUCUGCAACAUACAUUGCUUCUACUUGGCAAAGGAUUGAAUAAAGACCAGAAACUGUGAUAACUGGGUAUAUUAUGGUCUGUUUCCUGACCUGCGGCAGUCAGAACCACCGUGAACUGCCAUGGUUUGCACUAUGUUUAUGUUAUGAUACCUGCAUUUCCCAUGUUAAGCAUGUAGCCAGUGGCAAUUUGAAAUUUUGUUUUUCUAUGCAAACUUAUUUUUGUUGGCACUAUUUUAGUGAAAUGGAAACUUAUGCAGCUAUAAAAACAUUUUUUUUCUCAACUGUAAUAAAAAUUGUCACUUAAAAAUAGGUCAAGAUAUUACAGAUUAAAAACUUUUUUUUUUGUUUCUGUUA
This is a messenger RNA of Meleagris gallopavo (turkey), 713 nucleotides long. The record is from RefSeq and is a predicted model, not a curated record. Lineage: Eukaryota; Metazoa; Chordata; Aves; Galliformes; Phasianidae.